Messenger RNA from Rosa rugosa (rugosa rose), 955 nucleotides. Its product is annotated as transcription factor MYB1-like. Lineage: Eukaryota; Viridiplantae; Streptophyta; Magnoliopsida; Rosales; Rosaceae. Bases 76 to 831 code for a protein of 251 amino acids. The transcript has 3 exons. The record is from RefSeq and is a predicted model, not a curated record.
UAGCUAGCUUAUAUAAACGGCACAACAGAGAAAAGCUGCAUAUAUAGUUAGCUAAGUGACUCCAUAAUCAUAAUAAUGGAUCGGGCUUGUAACAACAACUUGGGUGUGAGAAAAGGUGCUUGGACUAGAGAGGAAGAUGAUCUUCUCAGGCAUUGCAUGAAGACUCAUGGAGAAGAAAAGUGGCACCAGGUUCCUUCCAAAGCAGGUUUGAACAGAUGCAGGAAGAGCUGCAGACUAAGGUGGCUCAACUAUCUGAAGCCAAACAUCAAAAGAGGUGGCUUUACGGAGGAUGAAACUGAUCUAAUAUUUAGGCUUCACAAGCUUUUGGGAAACAGGUGGUCAUUAAUUGCUGGAAGACUUCCCGGACGAACUGGAAACGAUGUGAAAAAUUACUGGAACUCCCGACUACGGCUAGAUUCUCGAAUUAAAAAUCAUAAAUCUCCAGAAUCUAUAAAGACCACAAUAAUAAGGCCUCGACCACGAACCUUCUCCAAAAGUUUGUAUCCUUUGAACAAGAGAGCUACAAUUUUAAAACCUUUUCAAUUUGAAGAGAAUUUUGGCCGCUCAACACAAGCAUCACCAACUUCAGAGAAUGAAAUUGACUCACCGAAAAUCAUUUUAGAUGACAUGGAUAGUAGUACUGUUGAAAGAAGCACAAGUGAUUCUUGUCGUCUGGGGUUCGAGGAAGACCUCUUCACAAAUUUUUGGGUUGAAGAUAUGGCAGAAUCAUCAAGAACAUGUUUCUCACUUACUGAAGGAGAAGUAAGUAACGUAGACUUCUGUUUCAAUAUGGAACUCUGGAAUCAUCCAAAAGAAGAAGAGAAAACAUGAACAAUAAGACGUAAGUUGCACCUUUCUCAAAUUAUUACUUGUUAGCUGGUGAGCUAUGACCUGUUGGUAAGUUAAAAUUCCAAUAUUGUAAAGGUCAUGAGUUCUUCUCGCUGACAUAUGUAAG